GGCAAAUAGCGAUCAAAGCCCUUAACGCCAACAAAAAAUCAGAUCAUAUUCCGAAUAUUCGAAUUUAGGGCUUCCUGAAACCAUCCCGAUCCCAAAAAUUUCAGUAAUUACUCAAAUUUGGUUGAAUUUCGCUCCAAAUCUUCCCCAAAUUCAUCAAGGCUUACUCCGAGUUGUUAAGGUUCACAUUAACGAGUAUCUGGGACACAAUGAAGUUUCUAGAAUACACUCCAUUAGAAAGAAUAAAUGAAUUCUUGAGUUGUUUAAAUCUUGGAGAGCGUACUAUCAAAGGCUGUCUCGAAGCUUAUUCCUGCAAACACACGGGGACGGAUAAGAAGUUGUCGCUUAGUCUAGAGAAUGAGAUCCUUGAUUAUCUUGGGAAAUCUUCAGAUACAGACUCUUCCUCGCCAGCUGAAUUUCUUUUGAGCAGAUCAAGCCGAAAGACAUUGAUCUACCUGGUUCUGACACUCUAUCAUAUGUAUCCGGAUUAUGACUUCAGUGCUAUGAAUGCUCAUCAGUUCUUCACAGAGGAAACCUGGGAUGGGUUUAAGCAGACUUUUGAUACCUAUAUGUUUGAAGCAUCCAAGGAAUGGACACAGACAAGUGAGGGUGUCUCCUUGUUGGAGACUUUGUACAAGGCUCUAGACGAGGUUGUGAAAUUGGCGGAAUGUGAAAUUUAUUGCUAUAGUCCAGACUCUGAUGGAGAUCCUUUUCUUGAGAGAGGAGCUAUAUGGUCAUUCAAUUUCUUCUUCUAUAAUAGAAAACUUAAGCGGGUUGUUAGUUUCCGUUUCUGCUGUUUAAGUAACAUGGUGUCUGAUGAAUUCCUCGUUGAUGGUCUACGCUAUGAGGAAGAUGGAGAAAUUUUUGAUGGAAUGGACAUGUAAGGCGGAUAUGCUGUUACUUGUUAGGGUGGUAUAUGUGAAUUAUGUCAAUACUCUUGACGUCCAUCUGUAGCUAUAUUAACUUUCUAGGUUCUGUACCCUCGUGACCCAAGUAGUAGUAGUAGGUUAGCCUUUUAGUUCUGGUGCGUAUAUUACUUGUUCAUAGUCGUCCUGUAGAUAGGAGUGUUGCUAUGUACAUUAAGUCAUGUAUGUCGGUAUGCACGAGACCAUGAGCCAUGAGCCUUGAGCCAAAGAUUAUGUGUAUUAAUGUAAUAUCGUUUUAUGAACUUGAGAAGAAUAUGAAUCUUUCUUUCAAACUUAAGUUCUGUUAGAAAUGGAGCUUUAUCA
Messenger RNA from Humulus lupulus (European hop), 1226 nucleotides. RefSeq lists its product as uncharacterized. The record is from RefSeq and is a predicted model, not a curated record. NCBI's taxonomy places the organism in Eukaryota, Viridiplantae, Streptophyta, Magnoliopsida, Rosales, Cannabaceae. Gene Ontology annotation, biological process: negative regulation of transcription by RNA polymerase III. Bases 207 to 881 code for a protein of 224 amino acids. The transcript is spliced from 11 exons. Gene Ontology annotation, cellular component: nucleus. Gene Ontology annotation, molecular function: RNA polymerase III core binding.